This is a messenger RNA of Penicillium manginii, 1497 nucleotides long. RefSeq names its product cytochrome P450. The record is from RefSeq and is a predicted model, not a curated record. The transcript is spliced from 6 exons. Gene Ontology annotation, molecular function: heme binding; monooxygenase activity; oxidoreductase activity, acting on paired donors, with incorporation or reduction of molecular oxygen. The coding region runs from base 1 to 1497 and encodes 498 amino acids. Lineage: Eukaryota; Fungi; Ascomycota; Eurotiomycetes; Eurotiales; Aspergillaceae.
AUGGUCAUCACCAAAAUGAGCGAGAUCUUGUCUGUUCUCAAUGUGUACUACCUGCUGGCUUCUCUGGCUGCGUUCUACCUUUUACGUGCUGUUGCCCGGAAAUAUUGGACGCAAAUAAGAGACGUACCAGGCCCUUUCUUUGCAUCAUUCUCGAGUCUCUGGCGAGUGUAUCAUAUAUGGAAAGGUCACAGUGAGAAGGAGAUUCUCAAGCUGCAUAAGGAGCAUGGUUAUUUCGUUCGAAUUGCGGACAAUGAAGUUAGUGUCUCGCACCCUGAUGCAGUUAAGCAACUACUGCAAGCAAAUAUCGAAAAGGGUUCUUUUUAUUCUAUGUUCAGUCUUCCAGACUAUCGCUAUAUCAACCAAAUGUCGGAGCUUGAGCCUACUCGGCAUAUUCAGAAGACUCGCAGCCUGUCUGCUGGCUUUUCACUGUCUAACAUCGCCAAAACAGAGCCUUAUAUUGACAAUGUUUUGAAGCUCUUCAUGACACGCUUUGACGAGCUGUGCGCGUCCGGCACUCCUGUCGAGUUCCAAAAUUGGUUCAGCUUCUUUGCGUUUGAUGUGCUUGGCGAAGUGACAUUCUCAAAGUCUUUUGGUUUUGUCCAGUCUGGUAUUGAUAUUCGGAACGCAAUCGCAAACACUGGAGCGUUAGUAUACUACAUCUCCGUCAUCGGAAACUAUUUGUGGUUCCAUCACCUCACAUUAGGAAAUCCCCUAUUCAGCCGACUUGGUCUGCAGCCUAGCUCUCAUAUAUUUGAUACCUGUCUUCUUGCGAUUGAAAGUCGAAAAAAGAAUCCGGAGGUCCGACAUGAUAUGAUGCAGCGAUGGCUAGAUGUUCGUGAAAAGCAACCCGACCGACUAACAGAAAACGACAUCUUUGGCGCGGCGGUAGCAAACAUUGGCGCUGGGGCAGAAACUGUGAGCGCUACUGCUCAAGCUGUGGUUUAUAAUUUGAUUCGCCUCCCGGAGCUUUUGAAGAAGGUAACCGAAGAGAUCGAUACGGCGCAGAUGCGUGGCGAACUGUCACAAGUGGUUCAAUUUAGUGAAGCAAUUAAGUUGCCAUUCCUACAAGCCUGUAUAAGAGAAUCUUACCGGAUUCAUCCCGGCGUUUCCCACAACCUUCCUCGAGUCGUACCCAAAGGUGGAAUAACAAUUGCAGGAAGAUAUUUUCCGCAGGGCGUUCUUCUGAGCGUAAACCCUUGGAUCAUACACCGCGAUCCCGAUAUUUUCGGAGAGGACAGCGAGAUAUUUAACCCAGACCGAUGGUUACAAGGCGAAACCAAGACGAUGGAUUUCUUCAUGAUCCAUUGGGGAGCCGGGUACAAUCAAUGUCCGGGCCGGCACUUAGCACAUUUCGAACUCACCAAAGUCCUUACUACCUUGUUUCGUGAUUAUGAUAUUGAAAAGAUCAAUCCCAAGGAAGAAUGGAAGUUUGAUACUCGUUUUCUUGCUGUCCCGUACGGAUGGCCGUGUCGGAUUCGCAAACGCCAGAGAAGCUAA